ACCUCAUAUUUGCGCUGUUUCCAUCUCGAGAGUGUCUGCUUCCUUGUUCUAAAAGAUGAGAUGAGCUUUUCAGCGUUAGGAUAGCAGGCCAAAAUAUCACAUCUGAUUAAACACGCACGUGACAAUAUUGUGACAAAUAAAUUCUUUGUCACGAUAGGUAAAAUGUUCAGGAAUAAUUAUCAGGGUGGAGCUGUGGUUGAGGUCUUCAGUGGACAGGGAAAAGACCCUGUAGCAAAUUGGAAACUUUCCGGGGGGCCGUCAGCAAUACAUAAAGAGUAUCAUAAAGAAGUCAAAGGAUUUGUUUACUGUCUGGAGGGAAGCAGCCAGACAGUCAAGAUGCAAAUGCCAGAGAAUGGGAAAUUGUCUCUUGGCCUACUCCAAAGAUUUUUGGUCCUUCAAGUGAAUAUUCCUCAGUGCAAAGAUUUUUCAGUCGAGCUUGUGGUAACUGAUUUAGAGCACCUAAAAAGAAGACUUCACUUGUCAACAGUGCAUAAAGAAGUGUCUGCCACUCCUUUGCACGCAAAGAUACCUUUUGGAGGACUGAAACGUAAUAUUUGGUCUGCUUUGUGCAUCGACCUUGUAUCAUUCACCGGUGAACUGUUCAAAGGAUUUUUGUCGCUGGACCUGAUCACUUUGUUUGCUUCCUGCAAAGUCCGCAGAAUCUUCACCAUGAAAACAGAGCCUACAGGAUUGUCAGAUGAUGACGUGUUUCUCAGUGGAGCUGGUCUCAUGGAUUUGAUCCCUCGCAGUUGCCGGUUCCCACCAGAUGUCAGCCACGUCACUCUUGUGUUGAACAUGGACAAUUUGCAGAGGACUGGACUGCUGAACUCUGACUAUGUUUCUGAUCAGUCUGCAGCUGCAAGAUCAACCGGUUGUCGAAGCACCAGGAUUCAGAGUGUUUUACACACAGCCUCAGGCUCCAGGGUUUCAGGGCCUCUCCCUCAAACUGCAAGGAAAAGCAGUGCAGCCUCAGAUGGAAUGGAUAGAGAUGUACUCUUUAUCUCAAACAGGGGAUCCUUGUGCAGUAAAAUGACCAAAAAAGUAACUACAGAAAGUCAGAGCACUGCCAACCAGAGUGAGAACUUACAGCGCGAAGAGUCUUCCCACAUUCUUCCUGAUGGAACACCUUUCAAUUUGCGGCCCCAGCCCCCAAAAGACAGAGUGGCUGACAGGCGUGGAUCCAAGAAGCUGAGGGUCUAUAGUUCUGGCAGAGAGAGGCUAGCAUCGACAGCCCCGCCUGAUGCUGUCCCUGGUAGCCACAGAAAAAGAAGUAAAACCAGGGAGAAGUGCAUUCCUCUAUCUAGUACACAAGAGAGCAGGCAACAACCCCUGACCCAAACUGAAAACACACAGCACGUCACAAUAGAUGAGUAUAGCUGGAGUCCUGUCAAGGAAAGUUCACAAGCUUCUCCAACAGCAGAGUCUCUAUCCUGCUCGAUCUGGCCAGGCUUGUCUUGUGACCUGCAGGUCUGCAGCAGCUGGGAGAAUAAUGAGGGGUCCGAGCCCCAGCUCACUCUGCAAGAGGAGAUGUUCACUUUCUUAUCCCAGCCACACUCACCCAAAAGAGGGCAAGGCCAGGGUGACCAGGAAAAGAUAGAGAUGGGAAAUUAUCAGGUUCAGAGCAAAAGUGGGAGGCGGCAUGAGGCCCCGCUAGAGGAUGACUUUUUUGGCAGUGAAAGUGAUGAGGAUAAGACCUGCACCAUGUUGCAGAAUCACAGACCUAGUGUUGAGUCAAACUCUGCUGCUCCCAGAUCUCCCAGUCCAUCUUUGGAAGUGCAACUUGAAACCCACUCUGACUCUCAUAUUAUGGAUCAAACAGCACCAAAAGGCCUCAGUCCAGAUAUUCGUCUGCAGUCUCCAUCCAGUGGGAAAGCAGAACCAGCGGGGAUUGUCCCCACAAGGUGCCUCUCACCCAGUGUGACACCCAGCAGACAGGAACACAAGUAUGGCCAGUGUGAUCCGAGGGUAGUGAACCAGGUUGUGCAGGGGAACAGCAUCAUAUCACUUUCUAGGAGACUCCUGCAAGAAGUCAGACUGGAUGACUUCACACAGCACAAGGAAGAAGAUGACACCCCAUUGAAGCCUGUUGAUUCCAGAGAUUACAACCUGCACCUGCAUAGCAGUCUGCAUGUGGAGGAUGAUGAGGAGCUUAGAAUGCUGGCAAGUUUGAAAAGGGAGCAGGAGGAAGAUGAAUGUAGAGCCUCGGGCCUCAACACAUCUCAGAUCCAUCAGUGUAAUGUCAGCAUCAGCAUGAGCAGUGAUGACACCUCUACUUGGACCCACAUCUCCAUGCCAGCUAAUCAGGGUCAUCACUACCAGAAGGAAAUGAACCCCCUCCUGCAAUCAAACCCCAGGGAGUGGAUGGAUGUGCUCAGCCCUCCUAUUAUGCCUCCCAGUCAGCAGAGAAGGUCAGGCAGCACAUGGAACAAUCGGGAAAAUCUAAUCGGAGGAGGGGAUGAGAUGGUGAAUGAAGAGGAGGACGAGUAUUUGAAUCUGCUGUAUGAUCCUUGCCUGAACUGCUAUUUUGAUCCAAAUACGGGGAAGUACUAUGAACUAGCCUAAGUCAAAGCUGAGAAUCCAAAUGAAUAAAUCAGAAGCCAUUGACAACUGGUGAAUGGCUUCAGGAUUUUUUUAGGCCUAGCUUAUUGAUCAGUAAUGAAUAACCCAUUCACAAAAACUUUUCUAUGUUGCUGCUUUUGUUUUUGAGAGACUAACAGGAAUUUUGUGUCUCCAUAAGUAGUUUCAUCUAAGUGCAUAAAGGAAUGAGACUCAAAAUCUCUGAUACAUGCCUGGUGCAAAAAAAAAAAAAUGAGUCAUUGCCCGUUCAGUAGCACAUCUGAUUCUAGAGAGAGUCUUUUCAAUGACUUGGCUAGCAAAUCAAUAUGUAAGCCAUUUCAAAGAACAUCCUGCAGCUUCUUUUGGAGGAGAGGAAAAAAAUUUCUAACAUUUAAAUCCUGCCAGGAUUACUUUUAACAAUACAGGACGUUUUGUUCUUCGUUUACCAUACUUCAUGUUAAAAAGUCAUUGAAAGCAUAUCAACCUGUGUGGAUUUUGUGCAAAUAAAUUUUAUUUGAAAUUACAGCAGAUUUCAUGCGUGGGUUUUAGUUCAAGUUUCCUGGUACAGCAGUUGCCCUCAAUUAAUAUUCUCACAAGUAAAAGAGGGAAAAGAAGAUGAUUGAUAUAUUUUUUUUAUGAAUUUCAGUUGUUGAAUAUUGUACAGUCACAAUGGUCCCUGUGUUCACAGCUGAACCUCUAACUAGGGUUUUCUUAUUGCUUGUGAGCGUAAGCAGCAAUAACAACAGACGGGCAGCUCGUGAGGCUGGCAGGUCUUUUCAUCAGUCAUGCCAAAACGCUGAUCACACCUGAUGAGCGGGUGAUAUGAGAUUGAUUCAUCAUUUUCAACGUGUGAUGAAUUGUUGCUUCACAAUGGCUGGAAGAAAAAAAAUUAAACAAACGAAGCAAAGAAAUCAUCUGUCAAAUUGUGUUUGCUAGUAGUUAGUAACAAGCAGUAGUAGCCAGCCAGCUAGCCAGGUGGCACAGCCAGCAUGCUGAGCUCAAGUCAGAAGGCAAUCUACUUGUCAAAUACUGAUAUAUGGAGAGUGUACACAAUUACCUCAUAUGAACUGUCAUUAGAAAUAUGUUCAUGAUUUGUGCAGUGUUAGCUAAAACACUGUGUCCCGCAGUGCAUUUUUCCACUCAAGUCACGACUUAGCAAAACAAACCCUGAACAAAGAAAGCACCAUUUUAGACACAAAAUUAAACAUUUGACAGAGAAUGUUUCACGGUCUUUUAUUUUAAACAUGACGUCAUAUGACGAUCUCUGAAUAGGGGCGUGGAAAUAGUGCUCGUCACUACAGGUGAGAGCAACCCGGAAGUAAACAAACGUGGUUCUUUAACUGAUCGCCGUUUCAGUCCGAUAACAAACAUUUCAAGUGAUUCAAAAUAUGCCCACCAAUUCGGGACUCUGUUUGUUGUAAUUAGCUAGACUUUAAUGUUCUGAGCUUUAUUGUUCCAUGAUGAAAGUUUAUUAACGAGGCUCUAAAGUUCGCAAGGAUGUCAGCACAACAGUCCAGUUUAAGGCUUCACCCUGGGAUUCUUGCAUCUGUGAUCUUCGUCUCGGUGGUAGCAGUUGUUGCAGCUGUAUUGAUCAUCCGAAAAUACUUCUUCCCAGUCAACCUGUCACAUCACUCUUUUUCAGCGAGGCAACAUACAGAUACUCACUGCUGAGGCGAAUGGAGGAUCAGGGUUCAGCAGUGACAGAGGAGGAUGGCGACAGGGGGCCCUGCACAGUUGGAGAGGAGUCAGAUGAGGAUCUUCUGGAAUAAAUCUUAGACCAAGAUGCUGCUGGACUGACAGAAAAUCAGUUUAUUGUGGAUGAAGUAUAUGGUUUAGGGCUGCAACUAAUGAUUAUUUCAUAAUGAGCAAUCUUCUGAUUGUGUUUUUGAUGCCUGAUUAAUCAUUUGGUCAACACAACAUAAGAAAACAAAAAGAAAAAAAAAAAUACCCAUCGCAAUUUCCUACAGCCUCUGGUUCUGUUCGAGCAGUCCAAAGGCAGCAUAUGAACACGUUUGAGAAGCUGGAACGAUCAAAUGUUUGGCAUUUUGCUUUGAACAGUAACCCAACUGAUUAAUCAACUAUCAAAGUUGUUGUCAGUUAAUUGUCUGUCAAUUUAAUAACCACUUAAUGGAUGAGUUACAGAUUUUGUGUGUAUUUUAUUCAUUAUCUGACUUGAACUUUCAUCAGAGUGUUAUUUCUUUCUCCUGUAUGUGAAAAAUGGAGCUGGAUAUGUAUUAUCUCACUUUUAAUAAAGAUGCACAUUAAGUAUUUAUCAGCAAAAUGAACUAUGAUUUUUAAGCAGGGUUAGUAUAUUAAAAAUACAGCGAUUUACA
Scatophagus argus is the source of this 4889-nucleotide messenger RNA. It is a transcript of the gene cfap20dc, whose product is annotated as CFAP20 domain containing. NCBI's taxonomy places the organism in Eukaryota, Metazoa, Chordata, Actinopteri, Scatophagidae. The record is from RefSeq and is a predicted model, not a curated record. The coding region runs from base 163 to 2562 and encodes 799 amino acids. The transcript has 20 exons.